UGUGCAACCCUGCCCAGCCGGAAACUGACAACGUCAAAGCAGCUGUCAAUUCGCGAUAACUUCACUCUUUCCGGCAUUAGUUCGCUGCUAGUGAGCACACAUUUUUGUGAGCGCUGGUGAAAUUAACACCGUCAAAAUGGGAAGACGUCCCGCAAGAUGUUAUCGCUAUUGUAAAAACAAGCCGUACCCAAAGUCGCGGUUCUGCCGUGGUGUCCCAGAUCCGAAGAUCCGUAUCUUCGAUCUCGGUCGCAAGAAGGCCGCCGUCGAGGACUUUCCGCUGUGCGUCCAUCUGGUGUCCGACGAGUAUGAACAGCUGAGCUCGGAAGCGCUGGAAGCAGGCCGUAUCUGCUGCAACAAGUACCUGGUCAAGUUCUGCGGCAAGGACCAGUUCCACAUCCGUAUGCGCCUGCACCCGUUCCACGUCAUUCGCAUCAACAAGAUGUUGUCGUGUGCCGGAGCCGAUAGACUCCAAACUGGAAUGCGUGGUGCCUUCGGUAAGCCCCAGGGAACCGUUGCCCGCGUUAACAUUGGCCAGCCGAUCAUGUCGGUGCGCUCCAGCGACCGUUUCAAGGCCCAGGUCAUCGAGGCUCUGCGUCGUGCGAAGUUCAAGUUCCCCGGCCGUCAGAAGAUCUUCGUCUCGAAGAAGUGGGGCUUCACCAAGUACGACCGCGACGAGUACCAGAAGCACCAGGAUGAAGGUCGCCUGGUUGCGGACGGAUGCGGUGUCCAGUUCAAGAACGACCACGGACCGUUGGUCAAGUGGGAACAGCACCAGCGCAACCGGUUCGCCGUGUAAGGAGGAAACUCUUUCCCAGCCGAAUGAAUUGCGUUUUGUGUAUUGGAAAAUGGUUGAUGAUGGUAGAAAUGUGGAGUGGUGGCCUGAGAAACUGAUAUGCCCCGCCAAGGACUGAGAAUGUAUGAAGGAACAGAAAGGAGGAAAAUGUCCGAAAGGAAGAAAACAAGUCCAGGAGAAUAAAGGAUAAUCCAUAUUUUGCUGGCAAAAUGUAA
This is a messenger RNA of Armigeres subalbatus, 1008 nucleotides long. RefSeq names its product large ribosomal subunit protein uL16 (gene RpL10). Gene Ontology annotation, molecular function: structural constituent of ribosome. The coding region runs from base 137 to 796 and encodes 219 amino acids. Gene Ontology annotation, cellular component: cytosolic large ribosomal subunit; ribosome. The transcript is spliced from 5 exons. Lineage: Eukaryota; Metazoa; Arthropoda; Insecta; Diptera; Culicidae. The record is from RefSeq and is a predicted model, not a curated record. Gene Ontology annotation, biological process: translation; ribosomal large subunit assembly.